AUGCAGACUCUGAACAUCUUGCAGAGCCUGCUGGCCGCCUGGCUGGGCAGCGAGGACGCGGCCUUCGUGCAGUACCACCUGCGGCGCAGCACCGGCACCCUGCUGGCUCACUCCCUGCUGCCCCUGGGUUAUUACCUCGGUAUGUGCUUUGCUGCACCUGAGAAACAUCUUUGUUUUUUCUACCUGGCCUCAAAAGGAUGGAAAACUUUCUUCUUCUUUGCUGUUCUCCUCCCAGCAGUUGCCGGUGCCCUGGCAUAUUACUGGUCACGGAAAGGUUGGGAUAAUCAUCCUCUAGCCCGAACGCUGGCUGUUCAUGCUCUCCCACAGUCGGGUUGGAGGGCAGUAGCUUCUUCCAUCAAUACAGAAUUUAGGAGAAUUGACAAAUUCGCUACCGGAGCCCCAGGAGCCAGGGUGAUUGUUACAGACACGUGGGUGAUUAAAGUGACCGCCUACUGUUUACACGUUGCCCAGCAGCAGGACAUUCAUUUGACAGUGACAGACUCCAGACAACACGAACUCACCCCAGACUCAAAUAUGCCUGUCCAGUUCCUCACCAUCCGCGUUGCCAGUGUGAAUCCCUACGUGAAGGCAUUUGAUAUCCGAUUGAACUCUACAGAGUAUGGGGAACUCCGAGAAAAGCUCCGUGCUCCCAUCAGCAAUGCAGCUAAUGUUGUGAUUCAUCAAAGCCUUAGUGAUCUAUUUCUAGAAACCUUUACAUCUCUGGUGGAAAUUAACCAGCCAUAUUCUGCUCCACGCACUCAGGAGCUGGAGCCAUGCAUAGGGUGUAUGCAGACCAUUGCUAACAUCAAGCUGGUCAAGAACUGCCAGGAACCAAACGAAGGGGAAUGCCAGCAGUGCUACUGUCGUCCCAUGUGGUGCCUCACCUGCAUGGGCAAAUGGUUUGCCAGCAGACAGGACCAGCAGCACCCAGAGACCUGGCUGUCGAGCCAAGUGCCUUGUCCAACUUGCCGAGCCAAAUUUUGCAUUUUAGAUGUUUGCAUAAUACGGUGAAUAACACUUGGGUGUGUUUUAACUUUUCAAAUUUGAAUGCGUUUCAUCGUGGGUUUGGUUAAAAGGCUGUUUGAUUUGUUUCUCAAACUUCAGAUUCUACCAGGGUGCAAACUCCAAAACUUUCUUUUACAGUGUUGAAAACAGAUGUAAAUCUUUUCAGUUCCUUUCUACUUUUACCUGUAUCUUUGGGCUUUAUUAAUCAAAUGUCAGAUUCUGGAAUUUAUUUAUUUUUUUUACUGUAUGUUUUGGUUUCUUAUGUCUAGGAUGGGAUAAGGGUAUCCUCUAUAUUUGUAGCACUACUCUCUUUUCAAGUUUUAAUGUAGGUUAAAUUCUUAAAAUUUUUAAAUUCAAUGUGAGUUUUGAUUCUUUAGUAAAGGGCUAACUGA
Molecule: messenger RNA, 1397 nt
Organism: Chaetura pelagica (chimney swift)
Lineage: Eukaryota; Metazoa; Chordata; Aves; Apodiformes; Apodidae
Gene: TMEM129
Product: transmembrane protein 129, E3 ubiquitin protein ligase
Exons: 5
Coding region: 1-1011 (336 amino acids)
Biological process (GO): protein ubiquitination
Cellular component (GO): endoplasmic reticulum; membrane
Molecular function (GO): ubiquitin protein ligase activity
Source: RefSeq, a predicted model, not a curated record